Messenger RNA from Fusarium fujikuroi IMI 58289, 1215 nucleotides. RefSeq lists its product as uncharacterized. The transcript is spliced from 3 exons. The coding region runs from base 1 to 1215 and encodes 404 amino acids. The record is from RefSeq and is a predicted model, not a curated record. Lineage: Eukaryota; Fungi; Ascomycota; Sordariomycetes; Hypocreales; Nectriaceae.
AUGGUCAAAGUCACAAAGCCCAACCUAUGCGACUGCCAGCGCGCUGGAGACUUUAUCGAGGCAGACCCUCUCGUCUCCCUGUUUGAGAGCAGCAAAAGAUUCGAGCAUACGAAGAAACUUGAGGCCACCAUCCAGUCCGAUUACGCAUACUUGUUCCCCGACUUUCGACUGGAUUUCUACCACGUUGCAACCAUCUUGACAGUCCCCUCCAAAAAUCUUUCGCACCCAUUCAGCCUUUCAAUCGAAUCCUGCCUAAUUAAUGGGCGUCCUUAUGGCGGCAACAACCAUCAUGAGAUUUUAGAGAGACUCAAAGAGAUUCCUCCAUUCUGUAGACAUUAUAUGAUGAAUCUGGGCGCUGCUGAUGUCGCGCCUGAAUUCCAGCCCUACGCCCUUAGGGACAACGAGCCUCAACCAACUUACAGAGAUGUUGAUUCGAGUGACAUGGACGUGGACUUCGAAAAGCUCCUCAGGCGGCAUGCUCGCACAAUCCCGACGCUGGAGGACCAUCUCCAAGACGAAGCAGGGGCUACCAAAUGCCGAGUGCGCGAUGGUAACAUAUGCGUUGUGACUGGCAAGCCAAAUCCCAAAACUUACCACAUCCUUCCGUUCACAUGUAACGACACCGUGAACCAUAACAAUAAUACCGCGUAUGUGAGGGGAGGUGCGGGUUACCUUGUAACAAAGGAUUUGCUCUCGCAGGCGCCUUAUGUCUCAAACCCUCGCACACUCGGCGGAUCUGACAAAGCAUGGAAUCAACUCUGUCUCGACCCUGAGCUGUUCAGCCUCAAAGGAAAAGGAAUGGCGACAUUGCAGUUCCGAUGGAUGCCACAGAUUAAGAAGAGGUCUGGUACGGCGAUAAACAUUCACGGUACUGGCCCUGAGAACGACUGGCUGAAUCUGAUGGCUGAGCUUGAUGCUUUCUACUGCCAGUAUCAACCUCCGCCUACAAUAGGAGGCAAGACUCUUCGAGUCACCAAUAAAGCCGGCGAACCUCUUCGAUCUGGACAUCUUAUCCACAUAUGUCUCCCUAAGGAAGAAGUCGAGCGCCUUGAGGUUGUCAUCAGUCUUCAGUGGUGCUCCAUCCUUUUUAUGGCCCUCGUCGGCGCGGCAGGCAACCCUGAGAUGCCCCCGCGCGACAGUCUUCAUGAAAAGGGUAUGACUUGGCUUGAGGACGAACCCGACGUUAGUGAUCAGGAAGGAAUGGACACGGAUUGA